AUGACAUCUGCUUGUACAUUCUCUCCCAUCCUUUUACAUCUACACUUAUUGUUAUCACAAGAACUCUUGCAAUUACAAAUAGUGCUUGAUAUUAAUUCCACACUUUGUAAUCUCUCCACCUCUCAAAUGAAUAAUUUACAUAAUAGAAUCUUAUCAAAUUUACAGUCUAAUUGGUACUGUUCACCAAUUUUGCCCAUAACUUUGCAAGAAAAAGAAGAAUGA
Molecule: messenger RNA, 222 nt
Organism: Ambispora gerdemannii
Lineage: Eukaryota; Fungi; Glomeromycota; Glomeromycetes; Archaeosporales; Ambisporaceae
Source: the annotation of a GenBank genome assembly